ACCCGGAGCCGAGUCGAGUCGAGGACUGUUCUCACUGCAGGCGUACGUGGUCGUGUUUGUACCUGCGCUAAGAUCGAUAGAGGGCUGGGAUUUAUCUAGAGUUUAUCUCCAGCAACUUUUCCCACGGCUUCACUGACCGUCGUUUCUUCCCGAAAAGGAGCGAAGUGUUUGGCAGCGUUGAGGAGAAUACGGAGUUUUAGGCGGGGAGCGAAGGAUGUCUCGGGGCCGGGCGCUGCUGCUGCUGCUGCUGCUCGGCGGGGCGCUGGCGCUGCUGUGCGCGCCCAUCCCGGCGGCGGUUGCCUUGGAGUCGCCUCGCGCCUGCCCGCCCCGCUGCUCGUGCCUAGGUGAGCUGCUCGCCUGCAGCCGCCACAAGCUCAGCCGGGUGCCCGAGGCACUGCCCGGCCGCACCGUCCGACUGGACUUGAGUCACAAUCGAAUAACUUCUAUCAAUGGCAGUUUGUUUAACCACCUUCACAGCCUACAGGAAGUGAAAAUUACUCACAAUGAGCUAACUACAAUACCACACUUUGGAAUUAUAACUGCAAACAUUACUCUUCUUUCACUAUCCAAUAACAAAAUUUCUGAAGUGCUAUCUGAACAGCUGAUGUCAUUUCAAUCCAUGGAAACACUUGAUCUCAGUAACAAUCUGAUUUUUGAAUUGAAGAAGUUUCCUCAUUUACCACUUCGAUAUUUGUAUAUCAACAAUAACAAAAUAACCACUCUGGAUCCUGGGUGCUUUGACAAUCUUUCCAAUACUCUACAAGUUUUGAAGUUGAACAGGAACAAGAUUUCGGCUAUUCCUUCCAAGAUGUUUAAGCUGCCACGUCUCCAACACUUGGAACUUAGCCGUAACAAAAUUAAAAAAGUGGACGGCCUUGCAUUUCAAGGGCUCAGUGCUUUGAAAUCUCUUAGAUUACAGCGAAAUGGCAUUAGUAAGCUCAUGGAUGGAGCUUUCUGGGGACUAAGCAACAUCGAGAUUUUACAACUGGAUUUUAACAAUUUGACAGAAGUAACGAAAGGAUGGCUAUAUGGCUUGCUGAUGUUGCAGCAACUCAAUCUCAGCCAGAAUGCCAUCAGCAAGAUCAGUCCAGAUGCCUGGGAGUUCUGCCAAAAACUCAGUGAGCUGGAUGUAUCAUUUAAUGAGCUGACACGUCUAGAGGAUUCCAGCUUUGUUGGUCUAAGUCUGCUCGGACAGUUAUAUAUAGGAAAUAACCAAGUCAGCUACAUUGCUGAUGGUGCCUUUGGAGGACUAACCAGCUUACACAGUUUGGACCUGAAAAAUAAUGAAAUCUCAUGGACUAUUGAAGAUAUGAAUGGGGCUUUCUCUGAAUUGAGCAAACUAAGGAAAUUGGGUCUACAAGGAAACAGAAUUAGGUCAAUCACACGGAAAGCAUUUUCUGGUCUGGAUGCACUUGAACAUCUGGAUCUGAGCAAUAAUGCAAUCAUGUCUGUCCAGAGCAACACGUUUUCUCAGAUGAGGAAGCUUCAUGAACUAUACUUGAAUACUUCAAGCCUCCUUUGUGAUUGUCAGCUGAAAUGGCUGCACCAGUGGGCAAUAGACCAUGGAUUUCAAUCUUUUAUUAAUGCAACUUGUGCUCAUCCCCAGUGGCUGAAAGGAAAAAGUAUAUUUGCUACUAAACCAGAAGACUUUGUAUGUGAUGACUUCCCCAAACCUGAGAUCAUUGAGCAACCUGAAAACCAAGCAGCUGUAAAGGAUUCAAAUGUGAGCUUCAUCUGCUCUGCAGCCAGCAGCAGUGACUCUCCAAUGACAUUUGCCUGGAAGAAAGAUAAUGAGCUGCUUCAUGAUGCAGAGAUUGAGAACUAUGCACACCUUCGAUCUCAAGGUGGUGAAGUAAUGGAAUAUACUACCAUCUUGCAUCUUCGAAAUGUAAAUUUCAGCAGUGAAGGAAAAUACCAAUGUGUGAUUUCCAACCACUUUGGUUCAUCUUACUCCAACAAAGCCAAGCUGAUUGUGAAUAUGUUACCGUCAUUUACAAAGUCACCAACAGACCUCACCAUUCGAGCAGGAGCUAUGGCCCGUUUAGAGUGUGCUGCUGUUGGGCAUCCUGCACCACAGAUAGCUUGGCAAAAAGACGGUGGUACUGACUUCCCUGCUGCGCGAGAGCGAAGAAUGCAUGUUAUGCCAGAAGAUGAUGUAUUUUUUAUUGUAGAUGUGAAAAUAGAGGACAUUGGUAUUUAUAGCUGUACUGCUCAAAAUAGCGCUGGAGCUAUUUCAGCCAAUGCAACACUAACUGUAUUAGAAACGCCUUCAUUUGUGCGUCCUCUUGUUGACAAAACAGUAGCAAAAGGUGAAACUGCAGUUCUACAAUGCAUAGCAGCUGGGAGUCCUCCUCCAAAAUUGAACUGGACCAAAGAUGACAGUCCUUUAUCAGUAACUGAACGGCAUUUUUUUGCUGCUGGUAACCAACUGCUAAUUAUUGUGGACAGUAAUCUAGGUGAUGCUGGGAAAUACACAUGUGAAAUGUCAAAUACCCUUGGAACUGAGCGGGGCCACAUUCGCUUGAAUGUCAUUCCUACACCAAACUGUGACUCUACACAAAGUGCUGCACCAUUCGAAGAGGAUGGAUGGUCCACCAUUGGCAUUGUCAUCAUAGCGGUGGUCUGCUGUGUGGUUGGCACCUCCUUAGUGUGGGUGGUUAUUAUUUACCAUACAAGGAGGAAGAGUGAGGACUGCAGUGUGACGAACACAGAUGAGACAAACUUACCUGCAGAUAUACCAAGCUACUUGUCAUCCCAGGGAACACUGUCAGACCAUCAGGAAGGAUACGGCCGAUUAGAAGCUGGAAGUCACCACCAGCUUAUGACAGGUUCUGUGAAUGGAUAUUUACUUCAACACAGAGGAAGUGGUGAUCUUUGUCACAUUGACAACGGAAGUGACACUGACAUGGAAGGCAUAUCUGAUCCACUAGUUUUUCAUAACACAGACCAGAGAGCCUCAAUGUAUGUUGGAGGAAUUAUAUAUGAUACUGAAACACUGGAUAGGAUUCACCAUCAAGAUGGAAAUUCUGACCAGGUGGUAGUUGGUGCUGGUGCCUACAAUGAUUCUAGCACAUUUUCAAAGAAGAAAGGAUACCCUCAGUUCUCUCAAGUGCCCCCUGAAGACCUCUUUGACCAAGUCAUUGCGAAAAAGGUGACGCGGCUCCCAAAUUCAAACUUGUUCAGUUCUAUUCAAGCACUACAAAACGUGACUGCUGUUGACAUACCAGUUUCAAACGGGAAUCCAGAAAAGUUAAUGGCAACCCACAAUGUGUAUGGUGGGACUUUUGGAAAACCCUUAUGGAGACGACACCAAGAUCCCUAUUCUGAUUAUAUUCAACCAGCUACUGCUCGGUCUUUAACACUUCAUCAUAAUCCUCAAGGCUCAUUGGACAGCGAUUCUGAGGUUGAAACAAUAUCAGAAGGUCCCUCAGUUUCUGUCACAGGGAAACACAAUAGUUCUUACGAACAUAUUGAUAAAUGUAGGACUCCAACUUUUCAGCCUUACAGAGUUAACACGUAGAUACCAUCAUCAUGAACUAUACUGCUCAAACUUAUUGUACCAAAGAAAGACUUAACCUACCUCAAAACUGUUGCUUCAGUUUUCCAGAAAAGUGAUUUCUAAUUGUAUCUUAAAGAUAGAAGAUGCUAUAAACUGAUGGUUAAUGGACCAAGAGGAAGCAUUGUUAAUGUAUGCUUUUAUUUUGAGAGCACUAUCUUCUGGAGUAUGAUGAAUUUGCUAUAUUUUUAUUAUUUUAUACUUUUUUUACUGAAUAUUUUAAAAUUUCAGCUGUAAAUUAUGUAAAUAACAAGUAUUUACCUUUGUAUUAUAGGGGAUAAUGAACCUUGUCAUUAUGCUAGAAUUUUAUCAUUGAUGGUACAGUGUGUUAGUUGUGGUGCUAUGUCUGACUAUAGGUCAGCAUUCUAGUGCCUUAUUUGCACAUUUACAUUGACAAUAAAAUAGAGUUUUGCUUUGAACUGAUGUUAAAGAAAUACUUUUUUGU
This is a messenger RNA of Hypanus sabinus (Atlantic stingray), 4001 nucleotides long. It is a transcript of the gene lrig3, whose product is annotated as leucine-rich repeats and immunoglobulin-like domains 3. The transcript has 19 exons. Lineage: Eukaryota; Metazoa; Chordata; Chondrichthyes; Myliobatiformes; Dasyatidae. Gene Ontology annotation, molecular function: protein binding. Bases 215 to 3520 code for a protein of 1101 amino acids. The record is from RefSeq and is a predicted model, not a curated record.